Messenger RNA from Metopolophium dirhodum (rose-grain aphid), 1941 nucleotides. Its product is annotated as piggyBac transposable element-derived protein 4-like. Bases 1 to 1941 code for a protein of 646 amino acids. NCBI's taxonomy places the organism in Eukaryota, Metazoa, Arthropoda, Insecta, Hemiptera, Aphididae. The transcript has 3 exons. The record is from RefSeq and is a predicted model, not a curated record.
AUGUCUAAGUUAACUGAUGAUGACAUACAGUUAGUUUUAUUACAAGAUAUACCAAGUGGUAGUGAAAGUGAGGAUGGACUAUUUAGUGAUGAUGAUGAUUCUGACCAUGACAAAACAUACCGUCCAAAUGGCAUUUGCGACGUGUCAGCAACUAGUUCAAGUGAAUCAGAAGAUGAAAAAAGUCAAAUUACUACAGAAAUGCUCCUAUCAACUUCGAAGACUAAUUUACAGACUUCAUCUCACAGACAGUCUGCUCUCAAUAAAGUUGGAUUAAAACAGAAUGAGAAAAAUCAAGUGGGUUCAAAUAGUCAACAAAAAAAACAAGUCAACUUAAAAAAAAAAUCUCAAAGAAGUCCAAAUGAUCAUCUUGUAUGUAUUCAAGAUCCUUUGCAAUGUCAAGUUCCUAAUGAUCCAUAUAAUCCUCCAGUAUGGAGUAAAAAUUAUUCAAUGCCUGCUAUUGAACCAUUUACUGAAAAUAGUUGUGGUCCUGAUGAUAUUUUUGAAAAUUUAGAUGAUAUUUCUCCAUAUGCUAUUUUUUGCCAAAUAUUUGAUGAUCAUAUUAUUGACCAUAUAGUUUUUCAAACUAAUUUUUAUGCUACUCAAGUAGGAAAACAAUUCACUCCCACUACUGAAGAUGAAAUAAGAACUUUUCUUGGUAUAAAUUUGUACAUGGGUAUUAAUCGCCUUCCCAGUUAUCGUGACUAUUGGUCAAGUGCUUCUGAUUUGCAUAAUGUUUAUAUUUCAAAUUUGAUGUCUGUUAAGCGCUUCAGUUGGUUACUCAAUUACAUUCAUUUUAAUAACAAUCAAGUACAGCCAAAAAGAGGGCAUUCAAAUUAUGACAAACUUUAUAAAAUUCGACCAAUUCUAAACUAUAUUGGAGAAAACUUUAAUAAAUUAUAUAAGCCCCAUAGGGAAGUAGCUAUCGACGAGGCAAUGGUGAAAUUUAAAGGCAGAAGUUCACUAAAGCAGUUCAUGAAAGACAAACCAAUUAAAAGGGGCUAUAAAAUAUGGAUGCUAUGUGACAAAUCUGGAUAUAACCUAAAAUUUCAAGUGUAUACAGGGAAAUGUGAAAAUUCUGUUGAAUUGGGUCUUGGUGCUAGAGUUGUCCUUGAUUUGUGUAAAGGUCUUGAACAUAAAAAUCAUGUCGUUUAUAUGGAUAAUUUCUUUUUGAGUAACAUCCUUUAUGAACAACUUCUAGAAAAAAAUAUUUAUGCCUGUGGAACGGUCAGAUUCAACCGAAAAUAUCUUCCAACUUUAGCAAAUGAUAAUAAGUUACAGCGAGGAGAUUUUGACUGGGCAACUAGUAAUAGAGGGUUGACCAUGUUCAAAUGGAAGGAUCGUAAAUCAGUACAUCUCCUUUCAUCUCUCCAUUCACCUAGUGAUACAAUAAGUGUAAACAGAAAAGAAAAAAGUGGAAGUUUAACUAAAGUUCCAUGUCCAACAGUGCUAAAAGAUUAUAAUGCAAACAUGAAUUUUGUGGAUAAUUUUGAUAGGUUGAAGAAAGAUUAUCAGUGUGAUCGGAAAAGCCGGAAAUGGUAUAUGAGAAUUUUUUUUCACAUGCUUGAUUGUUGUGUCACAAAUGCUUUUAUUAUACACAAAGAACUACCAAAAAUUGAUGGAGAAAAAAAAUUAAAUAAUAAAAACUUUCGUCGAGAAGUUUAUGGUGGUCUAUUAGCAGCUAAAAUUAUUGGAGUGCGUUCGCAAAUACCUAAUAAAACAAGAUCUCUCAAUAAUGAAAUAAGUAACCAUAAACCUUUUGUACCAAAACGUAUAAGACUCCAAGAAGCCAAACAUCAACCAGUUAGGGGAACUAGUCGUCGAUGCGCAGUGUGUUCCACUAAAAAGAAACCAGUAAGGACUAUUUGGAUGUGUAAUACCUGUCAAGUACCACUGUGCUUAAAAAAAGAAACACAGUGUUUUCAAAUUCAUCAUACAAAGUAG